UCCAAAGAAAGUUAAAUGUGCCAUUUUCCAGGAAAUUUCAAGGAAGAGAAAAGGGAAUCUCUCUCUCUAAAAGAAGAGAUUAUAAAUAGAGGGUGGAGGGCUGAAGCUUACUCAUUCAAUCCAUUAUUGGAAACAAAGGAAGAGAUCAUGAAUACAAAGGGUUGUAUGCUUCUUUGCAUUCUCCUCCUUUCCAUUCUUCUCAUCCCUAGUAAAAUAUCAGCAAGCCGGAUGCUCUACAAUUCCCAUGUAGAUCAACCGGAGGCCAGCCAUCAGGUGGAUGCAGUCCCCGUCACACCUCUUGAUCCGAAUAAACCUGCCAAUGGUGGUGGUGGACGCGGCCGCCCCUAUACUCUACCAUGCACCAAAGUUUACCCUUGCGAACCACCCGGUCCUUAAUACA
This is a messenger RNA of Magnolia sinica, 400 nucleotides long. RefSeq lists its product as uncharacterized. The coding region runs from base 16 to 396 and encodes 126 amino acids. The transcript is spliced from 2 exons. The record is from RefSeq and is a predicted model, not a curated record. Lineage: Eukaryota; Viridiplantae; Streptophyta; Magnoliopsida; Magnoliales; Magnoliaceae.